CACGUGCGAGAUGAAAGGCUCCAGAAAUAAUUUACCAUGAAUGAAAUACAAACUAGGAAGAAGAACAAUAAUUUCACGCAGGUUUUUUAUUUUUUGUGGUACGACGAGGGUUUGAGGACUCCGAUCUAGUUGCAGAUUAAGCAGCAGUGGUCUGUUUGUGCAUAUGUUUAGUCUCUGUGCGAGGGUACCUUUUUUGCUUGAUGAUUUCGAGCCCACGACAUUGAGAAGCCGUGGAGAAUCCUGUGCAAACCAAGUCUUUGGGGUUUUAUGCGCCAUUGUCUGAAGGGGCGUCAGCUUUUCUGCAUCUUUGGCCCUGCGGGCGUGCUUUUCGAGGCCAUUUACGUAUCUGAUCUAGAUAUUAGGGAUAUUAGGGUUUCAGCUACAUGAGCGUGUCUGCAAGUGGCAGGAUUAGGAGGAGGCGCCAUGACGCGGAUCUGGAAUGAUCGUGAUCCAUGUUCGAAUCCCAACACUGCUGCUGAAACCCCAGGAAUAGUAGCAGUAAGUAGUUACGACUAAAGUCAUUGCUGCUUUGCUUUCAGUUUAUGCCUAAUUGAAACACGGGGGUACAAUUAGGGCCAAUUUGAGACACGCAGAAGACCUUCCGUCAUUGUUGCUUUGCUUUCAGCUAACUUCUGGCUAAAUAUUGUGGGGGGCAAUUGGGAUUAACAGAGGAGGGGUUUGUCAUUGUUGCGUUGCUUUUUCUUUCAGCUAACGUCAGAGGCAAUUGGGGCUAACGUAAGGGAAGAAGUUCUUUGUUUUUGCUUUAAAUAUUGGGGAAGAUAAGGACGCUUGAGGCUAACUUCAGGGAUUAAGGUCUUCAUUGUUGCCUUGCUUUCAGGUACCGUCUGAAUAUAUAUUGAGGAUAAAUAGAUGCAGUUGAGACCAAUUUGUCGUAACAGGAGUCUAUCAUUGCGGCUUUGUUUUCAGAUAGCAUGUGAUUAAUAAUGUAUUAAGGGUAAAUAGGAGCAAUUGGAAGUUAAGCUGCCGUAGAAGAAGAAGUGAUGUGUUUUCAGCUAGCCUAUGAUUAAAUUUUGGGGUGAGUAGGGGCAACUGAGAUUAAUUGGGAUACACAGAAGAAUUUAGGUCAUUGCUACGUUGCGUACAGCUAUUGCCUGAAAAAUAUUAGUGAUGAAUGUGGGCAAUUGGGGCUAAUUUGCAGUAAAAUGGUGGCGGUUGGAACUAAUCUGAGGUAUCACUUAAUUAAACAUUGAAAUUGAGGAAAAUAAAGGCAACAGGGGCUAAUUUGAGAUACUUCUGUGAAGAAGUUGUGAAGAUGAAGCCCCCAUCGUGUUCUGUCUGUCAGAUGACCUACAAUGAGGAAGACAGGGUUCCAAUGAUGCUCCAGUGCGGGCAUAGUUUCUGCAAGGAAUGCCUAUCACACAUGUUCUCUGUGAGCAUAGACAACACACUUCCAUGCCCUAGAUGCAGGCAACUGUCAAAGGUAGGCAACAGCGUCGAAGGUCUGCGCAAAAAUUUUGCAAUGAUUUCAUUACUUCACCAUGCUAAUGAAAAUUGCACGCCAGAAGAUGAAUCAGAUGAAGAUGAUGAGCUUAAUACAGAGUGCGCAUCCAACUGCAACAAUUUGAGUAAUAAUGGGUUGGGAUGGCCUUCAACCUGUGGUAAUGGUAUGGUGAUGGAUGUGGGUUCACACUCAAUGCGACUGAUUCGACAAUUAGGAAAGGGCCCUCGACCCGGGCAGGAUUCUUGGUCCGUGCUCAUGACUGGGCCCAGUGGAUGUCGUCACAAGGUAGCAGUGAAGAGGAUUAAGGUUUCAGAGGGGAUGGAUUUGGUUUGGGUUCAGAGCAGGCUCGAGAACUUGCGCAGGGCAUCCAUGUGGUGUCAGAAUGUCUGCACCUUCUAUGGGGCAUGUGAAAAAGAAGGCAAGCUCUGUAUGGUCAUGGACAAGUACAUGAGCUCAGUACAAGCAGAGAUGCAACAAAAUGAGGGGCGCCUUACAUUGGAGCAGAUCUUGAGAUAUGGUGCAGAUAUUUCUCGUGGUGUUGCAGAGCUACAUGCAGCUGGUGUUGCAUGCAUGAAUUUGAAACCAUCUAAUCUUCUUUUGGAUGCAAAAGGACGGGCAGUGGUCUCUGAUUUUGGUCUUCCAGAAAUUCUUAAGAAACCUCAAUGUAGAAAGGCUCGUUCGUUAACAGAGGAUGAAACUACAAGGACACAUUCUUGUGUUGACUGUACUAUGUUGAAUCCUCACUAUACAGCCCCUGAAGCAUGGGAACCACUGAAGAAAUCAUCUUUAAACAUCUUUUGGGAUGAUGGAAGUGGGAUUUCUGCAGAGUCCGAUGCCUGGAGUUUUGGCUGCACAUUGGUCGAGAUGUGUACUGGAGCAAUUCCGUGGGCUGGAUUAAGUUCAGAGGAGAUCUACAGGGCUGUUGUCAAGGCACGGAGGCAACCACCACAAUAUGCCAGUGUAGUUGGUGUGGGCAUCCCAAGGGAAUUGUGGAAGAUGAUUGGUGAAUGUCUACAGUUCAAACCUUCAAAGAGGCCUACUUUUAAUGCUAUGUUAUCCAUUUUUCUGCGCCAUCUGCAGGAGAUUCCCCUUAGUCCUCCUGCAAGCCCAGAGAAUGAUCCAUCAAAGGAUUCCGAGGCAACUGGUACAGAGCCAUCUCCUUCAUCUGUCCUGGACUUUGCGCAAGACACCCCGAAUGCUCUUCAUCGCAUGGUCUCAGAAGGGGAUGUCGAAGGGGUUAGAGAUUUGCUAGCAAGAGCUUCAUCUGGAAAGAGUGGAUGUUCAAUUGGAGCUCUUUUAGAGGGCCGCAAUGCUGAGGGCCAAACUGCCUUACAUCUGGCAUGUAUGAGAGGUUAUGCUGAACUUGUAGAAUCCAUUUUGGAGUGUCCUGAAGCAGAUGUGGAAGUUUUAGACAAGGAUGGGGACCCUCCUAUUGUAUUUGCACUUGCAGCUGGGACACCUGAUAGUUUAAAAGCUUUGAUAAGUAGGGGAGCAAAUGUGAAUGCAAAGCUUAAAGAAGGCUUGGGGCCUUCUGUUGCCCAUGUUUGUGCAUUUCAUGGGCAACCUGACUGCAUGCGGGAACUACUUUUGGCAGGGGCUGAUCCUAAUGCUGUUGAUGAUGAGGGUGAGACAGUGCUACACAGAGCUGUUGCAAAGAAGCACACAGAUUGUGCAAUUGUCAUAUUGGAAAAUGGGGGAUGCUCUUCGAUGGGCAUAUUGAAUUCAAAGGAAUUGACUCCAUUACAUAUGUGUAUAGCAACAUGGAAUGUGGCUGUUGUCAAAAAGUGGGUAGAAGUAGCAACAAUAGAGGAGAUCCAAGAUGCAAUUGAAGUCCCAAGUAAAGUAGGUACUGCAUUAUGUAUGGCAGCUGCCUUGAAAAAAGCUCAUGAAACAGAAUGUAGGGAAUUGGUUAGAAUAUUACUUGCAGCUGGAGCAGAUCCAGAAACCCAAGAUUUGCAACGGAGGCAAACAGCUCUACAUGCAGCAGCAAUUGCUAAUGAUGUAGAAAUGGUGAAGAUCAUCUUAGAUGCAGGUGUUCAUGUGGAUGUUAGAGAUGCACACAAUACAACACCUCUUCAUGUUGCCUUAGCUAGGGGAUCAAAGGCAUGUGUGGGACUGCUUUUGGAAAGUGGGGCCAACUGCAACUUGCAGGAUGAUGAGGGGGACAAUGCAUUCCAUAUAGCUGCAGACACUGCAAAGAUGGUGCGAGAAAAUCUUGAUUGGAUAGUUGUUAUGCUUCGGCAAGAGGAUGCAGCUGUUGAUGUUCGAAACCACAGUGGAAAGACACUGAAGGAUUUCAUAGAGGCACUUCCUCGAGAAUGGAUCUCAGAAGAUUUGAUGGAUGCUCUUUUAAAGAAGGGAAUACAACUAUCUAUGACAAUAUUUGACAUAGGUGAUUGGGUUAAGUUUAAAAAGAAUGUAAAGGCUCCAAAAUAUGGAUGGCAAGGUGCAAAGCAUAAGAGUGUUGGCUUUGUUCAGAAUGUACCUGAUAAGGAUCACCUAAUUGUGUCGUUUUGUUCUGGAGAAGCCCGUGUAUUGCAAGAAGAGGUUUUUAAGGUCAUUCCUCUUGACAGGGGACAGCAUGUGCAGCUAAAGGCAGAUGUUAGGGAACCAAGGUAUGGAUGGCGUGGACAAUCUCGUGAUAGUAUUGGGACAGUCCUAUGUGUUGACGAUGAUGGGAUUCUCAGGGUUGGGUUUCCUGGAGCAUCUCGAGGAUGGAAGGCUGAUCCUGCAGAGAUGGAAAGGGUUGAAGAAUUUAAAGUUGGGGAUUGGGUGCGGAUACGACCGUCACUUACAAGUGCAAAACAUGGUCUGGGGUUAGUAACUCCUGGUAGCAUUGGAAUUGUUUACUGUAUAAGGCCAGACAAUAGCUUGUUGCUCGACUUGAACUACAUGGCAGGGCCAUGGCAUUGUGAACCUGAAGAAGUGGAACCUGUUGAGCCAUUUAAGGUAGGAGAUAGGGUUUGUGUUAAGAGGUCUGUAGCUGAACCAAGGUAUGCAUGGGGUGGGGAGACACACCAUAGUGUAGGGAGAAUAAGUGAAAUUGGCAGUGAUGGCCUCCUUCUCAUUGAUAUUCCUGGUCGUCCCAUUUCAUGGCAAGCAGAUCCAUCAGACAUGGAGAAGGCUGAAGAUUUUAAGGUUGGUGACUGGGUUAGAGUGAAAGCCUCAGUUUCUUCUCCAAAAUAUGGAUGGGAGGAUGUCACAAGAAGUAGUGUCGGGAUUGUUCACAAUUUAGAUGAGGAUGGUGAUAUGGGUGUAGCUUUCUGCUUCAGAAGCAAGCCAUUUUCCUGUUCUGUGACAGAUAUGGAAAAGGUUGCACCUUUUGAGGUGGGUGAUGAGAUACAUAUUAUGUCAUCUGUUACGGAGCCACGUUUAGGAUGGUCUCGUGAGACAACUGCUACAACAGGAAAGAUUGCAAGGAUAGAUAUGGACGGCACAUUGAAUGUGAAAGUAGCUGGAAGAAGCACUCUGUGGAAGGUUGCCCCGGGAGAUGCAGAAAGGCUGUCAGGAUUUGAAGUUGGUGAUUGGGUCAGACUAAAGCCAACUCUUGGGAUCAGGCCAAGCUAUGAUUGGCAUGGAAUAGGUAAAGACAGUUUUGCAGUGGUCCACAGUCUAUCUGAUACAGGUUACCUAGAGCUUGCAGGUUGUUUUCGAAAGGGGAGAUGGAUGACUCAUUACACUGAGGUUGAAAAAGUUCCUAGCCUUAAAAUUGGUCAGCAUGUUCGUUUCCGACCAGGACUAACUGAGCCUAGAUGGGGAUGGAGAGGUGCGUCUGCCAACUCUCGUGGUGUAAUAAUUGGUGUGCAUGCUGAUGGGGAAGUGUGGGUAACAUUUUCAGGUCUUUCUGUGCCUUGGCGAGGCGAUCCAGCUGAUCUGGAGAAGGAAGAGAUGUAUGAGGUGGGUGACUGGGUGAAAGUAAGGUUAGACUUGGUGGAGCCUAAAAACGGAUGGAGGUCAGUAAGGCCAGGGAGUAUUGGCAUAGUGCAAGGAAUAGCAUAUGACAAUGGAGACAUUGGGGAUAGAACCAUUCUUAUUGGGUUCUGUGGUGAGCAGGAAAGAUGGCUUGGUUUACCUCAUGAACUUGAACGAGUCGAACCAUUUUCGGCUGGCCAGCAGUUACAGGUUAAAUCCUCAGUAAAACAGCCUAGGUUUGGUUGGUCAGGCCAUGGCCAUCAUAGCAUAGGGACUAUUACUGCUAUUGAUGCCGAUGGAAGGUUGCGUGUGCAUACAUUUUCUUGCACUCAGAAAGCUUGGAUGCUUGAUCCUGCAGAAGUGGAGGUAAUAGAAGAACAGCCUAUCUGCAUUGGAGACUGGGUGAGAGUGAAGCCCUCUGUACCUACCCCUACUCAUCAAUGGGGUGAGGUUACACACAAAAGUAUAGGGGUGGUUCACAAGAUAGAUGAUGAUGGGGAUUUGCGGGUUGCUUUUUGUUUUCUAGAUAGGUUAUGGGUUUGCAAGCCUUCAGAAAUGGAGAGAGUUCGACCUUUCAAAAUUGAAAAUCGGGUGAGAGUGCAACGCAAUGUUGGUAGUCCAAGGUGGGGUUGGGGUAUGGAAACCUAUGCAAGUAGAGGAAGAAUUGUUGGUGUCGAUGCAGAUGGAAAAUUAAGGAUAAAAUUUGCCUGGAGAGAAGGCAGGCUUUGGGUUGGAGAUCCUGCAGAUGUUGAACUUGAUUCAGAUGUUUCAUGAUGCCAUGGACUCAGUGUGCUUUUGUAUCUAGUUUCAUAAGUAGACGAUGGAUUUUUGUCUGGUAGGCAUGUGAUCCUUACACUUCUUCUAGAUUUUCUGUAGCCUUUGGUAGGGAAGGUGGAAUCACAUUCCUACCAGGUCGAUCGUCUACCUAAGAAACCUGGAUGCUGAGCUGUGUAUAAUAUUGAACUGUAUUUAAUUGUGUGUGCCAUACUAGAGAAAAUUUUCAGGUUUAUUUGCUUGUGUAUUAUUCUGCUAUUGUAGGUGUUUGUGUGUUUUAUGGCUGAUGGCCAAUUAACAUGUCAUCUUCAAUAUUACAGAUGGUUGCCAUCUUUAAUGGCAUACUAUUUUUUAGCAAUUCUUUUCGACCAUUCUGAAGGUUAGCUGCUCCCAUAUUGUUCGAGGAUAUGUCCAUAUUUAUAUGCAUAGAUAUGUGCAAUUUUGUUCCA
This is a messenger RNA of Cryptomeria japonica (Japanese cedar), 6597 nucleotides long. Its product is annotated as E3 ubiquitin-protein ligase KEG. Bases 1274 to 6148 code for a protein of 1624 amino acids. The transcript is spliced from 17 exons. The record is from RefSeq and is a predicted model, not a curated record. Gene Ontology annotation, molecular function: protein binding; ATP binding; protein kinase activity. Gene Ontology annotation, biological process: protein ubiquitination; defense response; protein phosphorylation. NCBI's taxonomy places the organism in Eukaryota, Viridiplantae, Streptophyta, Pinopsida, Cupressales, Cupressaceae.